Messenger RNA from Aphanomyces astaci, 813 nucleotides. RefSeq lists its product as hypothetical. The record is from RefSeq and is a predicted model, not a curated record. Bases 65 to 706 code for a protein of 213 amino acids. The transcript has a single exon. NCBI's taxonomy places the organism in Eukaryota, Oomycota, Saprolegniomycetes, Saprolegniales, Verrucalvaceae.
UUUGGAUCAAAAGGCACGCAACCGGUCGUGUUGGAAAUCCCCGAUUCAUACCUUCGCGGUUCCCAUGUCGGCGGCCAUGAUGCUGUCGGUGCUUCUUGCCGUCGCAGACGUGGCCACAUCCGCACCAACGACCGCCCUGCCGCCACGAGUGUCCGUUCAAAUCAGCACCACCGUCACAGAGUUUUCGACCAAAAUCCCAGUCAAUAUCCCCCAAUGCCAAUCAAAGGUGUGGACAUUGGACGGCCGAGCGUUCGAUUCUAUUGCGUCGUGCUCGUCCGCAGUGUCGACCAAAGUGGCCGUGAACGCUUUCCGCUGCAAAACGUACCGGGAGUACACCUUCCACAACGUUCGGGGCUGCGGGCAAUGUUACUACGGAUGGAGCUAUUCCCCGUCCAACAACCGUCAAGUCCUUCCGUGGAUCGACGCAGCGCAAGCCGCGGCCGCGGGGGUUGCCGUCAAAGGAUACUUUCUUCCGCAAGUGGUGUUUUCUCCGUUUUACAUGGAGAGCUGCAUCAUGGUCUACGAUAAGACCAUGCUCAGUCGAUGCGAUUACAUCAAUCGCACGGCGGUUGGUGGAUUGUAUCCUGCCUCGUGUGUCAAGGCAGCCACGCCGACGCUGGCGUUCGCCGCCGACUUGAAAGACGCCGCGUCGUGCAAAGAGUAUGCGGUGGUGGGGGGCAAGCUUGCUUGCAAAGUAAAUAUUUGAUCGAUCCUUGAGCGUCGUUGAUUGCGAAAGUGAGCAUUUAAGUCAUUUCAUGACAUUGAAAACGGACAAACAUGUACGGCGUGGUUUGUAUAGCCAAGCAUUCCCGA